AUGAAGAUUUUGGUCACAAGAACAGUAAAGAUCCCAGAGGGCUGCAUUGUGAAGCAGGAGGGGAAAGUCUUUACAUUCGAGGGCCCGAAGGGAAGGAUAGUCGAGGACUGUACUCGACAUCCGCUAACAUUUGAUAUCUAUGAGGGGAAUGUCCGAAUCCGACUCUGGAAUGGAAAGAGAAAGGCUGCAGCUCUUGCAAUAACGGUCGAGUCUCUUUUGAAAAAUGCAGUCAAGGCCGUCACAGUUGGAUUUGCAUACACUCUGAAAGCAGCAUACAACCAUUUUUCUAUAAACAUGGAGGUCAAGGAAGAUGGAAAAGUCCUCCUUGUGAAGAACUUUCUUGGAGAGAAGAACAUCAAGGUGUUUAGGAUGCGUGGAGUGGCAAGGGUUAGACUGGACGAAAGGAAGGAUACAAUAGUGAUUGAGGGCCCAUCUCUGCCGGAUGUUUCCCAGAGUGCAGGGACAAUCUCCAACGAAUGCAAGGCUAAGAACCGAGACAGCAGAGUGUUCCUUGACGGAAUCUUUGUUACAGAGAGAGGCAUCAUGGCUUGA
Encephalitozoon intestinalis ATCC 50506 is the source of this 552-nucleotide messenger RNA. RefSeq names its product 60S ribosomal protein L9. Gene Ontology annotation, molecular function: structural constituent of ribosome; rRNA binding. Gene Ontology annotation, biological process: cytoplasmic translation. The coding region runs from base 1 to 552 and encodes 183 amino acids. The transcript has a single exon. Gene Ontology annotation, cellular component: cytosolic large ribosomal subunit; ribosome. NCBI's taxonomy places the organism in Eukaryota, Fungi, Microsporidia, Unikaryonidae. The record is from RefSeq and is a predicted model, not a curated record.